Balearica regulorum gibbericeps (East African grey crowned-crane) is the source of this 1759-nucleotide messenger RNA. RefSeq names its product carboxyl ester lipase (gene CEL). The record is from RefSeq and is a predicted model, not a curated record. Lineage: Eukaryota; Metazoa; Chordata; Aves; Gruiformes; Gruidae.
UGCACUCACCAUGGCUCGCUGGGAGAUCCUGUGCUUUGCCUUGUGCUCCUACCUCGGGGUAGCACGGGCUGCAACCCUGGGUGUGGUGUACACCGAGGGAGGUUUUGUGGAAGGCGAGAAUAAAAAACUGGGACUCUUUGAGAACUACAUUGACAUCUUCAGAGGGAUCCCCUUUGCUGCCCCUCCAAAGACUCUGGAAGACCCCCAACCUCAUCCUGGCUGGGAUGGAACAUUGCAGGCAAAAAAAUUCAAAAAUCGCUGCAUACAGAUGACGCUUACACAAACUGAUGUCCGCGGCAGUGAGGACUGUCUCUAUCUGAACAUCUGGAUCCCUCAAGGAAGGAGACAGGUCUCUACCAACCUGCCAGUGAUGAUCUGGAUCUACGGUGGCGCCUUCCUUGUAGGAGGGAGCCAGGGAGCCAAUUUCCUCGAUAACUACCUCUAUGAUGGUGAGGAGAUUGCUGUGCGGGGCAAUGUGAUCGUGGUGACCGUCAACUAUCGCCUGGGGCCCCUUGGCUUCCUCAGCACUGGAGAUGAAAACUUGCCAGGGAACUAUGGACUGAAGGACCAGCACAUGGCUAUUGCCUGGGUGAAGAGGAAUAUCAAGGCCUUUGGGGGUGACCCAGAAAACAUCACCAUCUUUGGGGAAUCAGCUGGUGCUGUCAGUGUCUCCCUGCAGACGUUGUCCCCAAAGAACAAGGGCCUGUUCAAGAGAGCCAUCAGCCAGAGCGGUGUGGGUCUCUGCAGCUGGGCCAUCCAGAAGGACCCGCUCGCCUGGGCUGAAAAGCUUGGAGAAAAAGUGGGCUGCCCCAUAGACAACACCACUGCCUUGGCCCACUGCCUGCGCGUCUCUGACCCCAAAGCCGUGACGCUGGCCUACCACCUGCAUCUGACCAACCUGCCCUCUCCCCUGGUUCACACACUCGCCCUCACUCCUGUCAUCGAUGGAGACUUCCUCCCAGACAUGCCAGAGAACCUCUUUGCCAACAGCGCUGACAUUGACUACAUUGCUGGGGUCAAUAACAUGGAUGGACAUAUCUUUGCUGGCAUUGAUUUACCUGCUAUCAACCGCCCGCUUGUCAAAAUCACUGCGGACGAGAUCUAUAAUUUGAUCAAAGGACUUACUGUGGACAGGGGUGAGCGUGGAGCCAAUGCAACAUACACAGUCUACACACAAGCAUGGGGAGACAACCCAGACCAGGAGGUCAUGAAGAAGACAGUGGUGGACCUGAUUACUGACUACAUCUUCCUGGUUCCCACGCAGUGGGCACUGAAUCUGCACCUGCAGAAUGCCCGGAGUGCCAAGACAUACAGCUACUUGUUCUCUCAACCAUCCCGAAUGCCCAUCUACCCACGCUGGGUAGGGGCAGACCAUGCUGAUGACCUGCAGUACGUGUUUGGGAAACCCUUCGCCACCCCCCUGGGCUACCUGCCCAAGCACAGAACUGUCUCAAGCGCCAUGAUUGCUUACUGGACCAAUUUUGCCAGGACAGGCGACCCCAACAAAGGGAAUUCAGAGGUGCCUGUUAACUGGCCGCCCUACUCCAACGAGGGCACUUACUACCUGGAAAUCAACAACAAGAUAAACAAGGACUCUGUGAAGCAGAAUCUGAAAACCCGGUAUGUGAACUUCUGGAACUCGGUCUAUCGGAAUCUGCCGCAGGUUGCCAACAUCUCCCUGACUGAGGAACUGCUGUGGAGCUAAAAUAAACCCACCUUUUAAAGCUAGGCUCGAUUAAUUAAAAACUUGCUUGUAACU